Triticum aestivum (bread wheat) is the source of this 1530-nucleotide messenger RNA. Its product is annotated as vesicle-associated protein 1-3. Bases 582 to 1286 code for a protein of 234 amino acids. The transcript is spliced from 8 exons. Gene Ontology annotation, cellular component: endoplasmic reticulum membrane; plasma membrane. The record is from RefSeq and is a predicted model, not a curated record. Gene Ontology annotation, biological process: endoplasmic reticulum membrane organization. Lineage: Eukaryota; Viridiplantae; Streptophyta; Magnoliopsida; Poales; Poaceae.
AAAGAAAAGAGAUAGGAUCCUUUCCCGGGCGGCGACGUGGGUGCCGUGUCCGGCCAAUCCCAACUGGCAAACCCGGCUCCGCCGCCGUUGCCCGAACCCAGCUACUAUUAUAAACUCCUCAACCAACGCAACGCAACGCAAGGCGCGCUACAGAUAAAAGGGAACCAAGAAAGAAGAAGCCCACGACGCAACCGCUCCCAAUCCAUAAUCAAUCAAUCAGCCAAUCGCCAGUGUUUCCCAACCGAAACCGCCUAAUCCAUCCAUCAAUCCUCUGUCUACGCCAACCCGAAUUCCUCCCUUCCACCCUCCGGAGCCCUCUCCUCCUCCGAUUCGCCCUCCCCCCCCCCCCCCCCCCCCCCCCCCCCCCCCCAUCGACAAAUCCUCUGCCCUUCCCCUGCUUUGCCCUUUCAUAGCCGGAAAGAAGAAGGUAGUCUCCGCCGGCCGCCUCUUGGUGCUUUGCUUCUAGAGCAGGAAACGACGUUCUUGGAUCGUCCCGGCGACUCGCCGGCGAGAGAAAAGAAGGAGAAUCUUUGGUGUUUGGUCCCGACUCUCCCUCCGGUCGUCGUUUCGUUGCCGGCGCGAUGAGUAAUACGCUGCUCCGAAUCUACCCUUCCGAGCUCAAGAUGCCAUUUGAGCUCAGGAAGUCGAAUACAGGAUGCAUCGAGCUCGUCAACAAGACCGAUCAGCGUGUAGCUUUCAAGGUAAAAACAACGAACCCAAAAAAGUACGCAGUGCGGCCUACCUCCGGCAUCGUGCCGCCAGGGGGAUCCUGCGGUAUCACAAUUACGAUGCAGGCACCCAAGGAGAUCCCCCAGGAUUACCAAUGCAAGGACAAGUUCCUCAUUCAAAGCGUCAUAGUGCAGGAAGGGAUAACGCAUAAGGACAUUGUCCCUGAGAUGUUCGGCAGAGCGCCUGGCAGGGUGGUGGAGGAGUUCAAGCUGCGGGUGAUCUACAUCCCUGCAAAUCCCCCCUCACCGGUGCCUGAGGGAGACGAGGAAGAGAUUGCAGAUAUGGAGGUCGACCAUGAAGUGUUUAGACAAUCCAUGAUCGAUGCUGCAUCUAGGCAAGAAUAUGCAUCUGGACCACAAGCUUCACAUGACAAGGACGCCUCUACGGUUAAGUCAGAAGUUGUUAAAUAUGUAGCUGAAAACAAGAAGCUUCAACAAGAGCUGGAACAGCUUAGCGAGAGAAGGCAGUCUCUUGGGGGUUUCUCACGUACGUUUGUGCUCCUCGUCUUCCUGUUAUCUGUUCUUGUUGGAUACUGGAUGACAGGUCGGAAGGUUUAGCCACAAAUAGCGGCUACAUAUACAUGUGGUUUUGCGGCUUGGCGUAUGCCUUGCCUGGUUACCCCUUGUUUUGGAUGGUUUUUCUCUUAUGUUCUUUUAGUAUAGUCUACACUGUAUAGAGAGGUGUUCUGGGUUUGAAGUUAUACAUGUGUUGGGAAUGUACAUUUUUUUGUGGAAUAUGCAGAAGACACUGCAUAUCUAUUCCAUUAAGAACUCGCCCCUUUGAACAAGAUUCUAAUGACAA